Messenger RNA from Eutrema salsugineum, 2199 nucleotides. RefSeq names its product pentatricopeptide repeat-containing protein At1g69290. The record is from RefSeq and is a predicted model, not a curated record. The transcript is spliced from 2 exons. NCBI's taxonomy places the organism in Eukaryota, Viridiplantae, Streptophyta, Magnoliopsida, Brassicales, Brassicaceae. Gene Ontology annotation, molecular function: protein binding. The coding region runs from base 1 to 1986 and encodes 661 amino acids.
AUGUUCAGAAAAAUUCUAACUUCAAUCCAACGAAGACACUUCUCUUCGUCUUCUCCUGAAAGUCCAUCACUUUACUCUUUCCUCAAACCUUCUCUCUUCUCCCACAAGCCAAACACCCUCACGCCCUCUCUCUCGCCGCCUCAAACCCCCAAAACCCUAUCCCAAGACCAAAGAUCCUCCAUCGAAUCUGCCCUCCAUGAUUCCCUAGCUUCCCACAACACAGAUGAAGCAUGGAAGGCCUUUCGAUCUCUCACCGCCGCUUCUUCUCUCCCGGAGAAGCGUCUCGUCAAUUCCCUUAUCACCCAUCUGUCCGGUUCUUGCGGAGAUGGUGAAAACAGCUCGCACAGACUCAAGCGUGCCUUUGCUUCCGCUGCUUACGUCAUCGAGAAAGAUCCGAUUUUGCUUGAGUUCGAGACUGUCCGUACGCUUAUGGAGUCCAUGAAAGUGGCCAAAGCAGCCGCGCCUGCGUUGGCCUUGGUGAAGUGUAUGUUCCAGAACAGGUAUUUCGUUCCUUUUGAUCUCUGGGGGCAUUUGAUCAUCGAUAGCUGCCGAGAAAAUGGCACCUUGGCUGCGUUUCUUAAGGUGUUUAGAGAAAGUUGUAGAAUUGCAGUCGAUGAGAAGCUCGAUUUCAUGAAACCGGAUUUGGUUGCGAGUAAUGCUGCUCUUGAAGCGUGUUGCCGGCAGAUGGAAUCUCUAGCUGAUGCUGAGAAUGUGAUUGAAUCUAUGGCUAUUUUGGGUGUGAAGCCUGACGAGUCUAGCUUUGGGUUUCUUGCUUAUUUGUAUGCUAGAAAAGGGCUUAAAGAGAAGAUAAGUGAGCUUGAGAAUUUGAUGGAUGGUUUUGGGUUUGAAAGUAGAAGAGUCCUUUAUUCCAAUAUGAUCAGUGGGUAUGUUAAGAUGGGUGAUCUAGAUAGUGUUUCUGAUGUGAUACUGCAUAGUCUUAAAAGAGAUGGAGAAGAAGACUCUAGUCUCGUUGAGGAAACGUACUGUGAAUUGGUGAAAGGUUUUAUCGAGAGCAAAGGGAUAAAGAGUUUAGCAAAACUGAUAAUCGAAGCUCAGAAAUUGGAGUCUAGGUCCAUUGACAUUGACAUCGACAGAUCAGUUGGGUUUGGAAUCAUUAACGCUUGUGUCAAUCUUGGAUUCUCAGAUAAAGCACAUAGCAUUCUCGAGGAAAUGAUUGCUCACGGGGAAGUAUCGGUGGGGCUUGGAGUGUAUUUACCAAUCUUGAAAGCUUAUAGCAAAGAAUACAAAACAGCUGAAGCUACACAGCUGGUUACAGAGAUCAGCAAUUCUGGUCUUCAACUAGACGUCGAGAUAUAUAACGCGUUGAUUGAAGCGUCCAUGACGAACCAAGAUUUCAUAUCUGCGUUUACAUUGUUUAGGGACAUGAGAGACACAAGAGUGGCGGAUUUGAAAGGGAGCUACUUAACGAUAAUGACAGGUCUCCUUGAGAAUCAGAGACCUGAGUUAAUGGCAGCGUUUCUUGAUGAAGUUGUCGAAGACCCUCGUGUUGAAGUGAAUUCACAUGAUUGGAAUUCGAUUAUUCAUGCUUUUUGUAAAUCUGGACGCCUAGAAGAUGCGAGGAGGACUUUCAGAAGGAUGGUUUUCCUCAGGUAUGAGCCGAAUAACCAGACGUACUUAUCAUUGAUCAAUGGAUAUGUGAGCGGCGAAAAGUACUUCAAUGUUCUGCUCUUGUGGAAUGAGGUUAAAGGUAAGAUGUCGUCGAUAGAUGCAGAGACGAGGUCAAAGCUAGACCAUGCUCUAGUCGAUGCGUUCUUGUAUGCGUUGGUCAAAGGAGGGUUCUUUGACGCGGCGAUGCAAGUGGUGGAGAAAUCUCGGGAGAUGAUGAUAUUUGUGGAUAAGUGGAGGUAUAAGCAAGCAUUCAUGGAGACUCACAAGAAGCUCAGAUUGCCAAAAUUGAGGAAGAGGAACUACAAGAAAAUGGAAUCCCUUGUUGCCUUCAAGAACUGGGCUGGUCUUAGCACAUGAAAGGACAGAAGCCUAAGAUAUUGUCUCUAGAUGGUGUUGUGACACGUGGCAUUGCUAAUAUGGGGAGCAUUGGAUUAGAGAUUUUAGUUAAAAAAAGAUGGCGCCAAAAGAAGUCAAGACAGAGAAGAAUCACGAGGAGAGGAUUACUAACGAAGAGAGCCAUUGCGGGUAAAGUAGAAGGUUGAGAAAGCAAGGGUUCAUUGGAAAUUUACA